CGAUUUUGACAUUUCUUUCAUUUUCAGGAACAUGUUUCCAGAGAACAUCGUUGAGGCAUGCUUUAGAACGUUUAAAACAGCGGGCAUCAAGACAGUGGUGCCAGUUCCUUCUCUGACCACUGGGGAUUUCUUCAACCUAACCUUGAUGUCAGGACUGACCAUCCACCAAUCAAUGGGCUUCAUCAACGGAACCUUACAGACCAUCGGGCAGAAGACCAUGGAUUUCAGGUCAAUGGCGCUUGACGCCCAAACCGUCGCUGAUGACAUGGACAUGUUCCUACAGGAUAUGGACAGUACCUACAUAUUCUUGAUGGAAGCAAUAAACGAAGCCAAAGACAACAAUCCUGCAUGGGACACGACUACAGCGAAUGAUCUUCUUGCAGAUUUCUUGAACCAUAUAGAAGAUCUAAGAGCCGUUGUGGAUGGCCUUCCAUCGACGGGACAGCUGGAUGAAAUGGACAUGACACAGCUGGGUAACAUGACCGGGAUGGUACUGUGGGCAGCGGGUGAAACGGUAACGGACUUGUUAUCAAGUCUAAAGACGCUUGAUAAUGUAGAUAUACCCACCUUAAACGCAACGUCCCAUGCUCUUCACUUGAUCAUUUCUUCCAUGAAUGAUGUAGUGUACAUGGUCGAACCGCUUCAUCUAAGUUCGCUUAUCCAUACAACAAACACAGAUGUUGUAAGUUUGGUUGAUAUCAUCGCGAUGUUCCAACCUGAUGACAUAGAACUCACCAGAAAGGUUCACAUCAUGAAUGUCAACUUGAUCAACCUUGUCCUAGCCACGAUGCAGGACCUUCAGGGCAGUGACCGCCUUGAGCUCACCCACGUCUCCCAAUCCAUGCAGAAACUGUCCACCAACCUGGUCUACCUGAUGGACAUGACCGAAGACGUGUAUACCUUGGACUUCCUCAACCAGAUCAGCACACUCCUGCAUGACAUGAGUGGCGCCAUCAAGCACAUGUCCAUGGUACUAUACUCGCCACGUACGCUCAAGAUGGACUCGCUUCUGCAGCUCAACCAGAUCAUCGCGCAGAUGAAUGAGGUAGUGAACACCAUGUCUGCAGUUCUAGAAGAGAGUACGGAUUACACCAUCUGGUACAGAGGAAACACCACCGAGAUUGUCGAGACUGUCUGGGAAGGAACCUACGUCUACAGUAUGAAUAUCCUUGGGCUCGUUGUCUUCUCCAUCGCCUUCGGGGUCGUCGUUGGUCGCAUGGGUGACGAUGGAAAAGUUGUCAUCAGCUUCUUUUCUGCUACCAAUGAUGCCAUCAUGAAACUGGUCAUGAUCAUUAUGUGGUAUGCUCCUAUCGGUAUCCUCUUCCUCAUCACCGGAAGCAUGGUCGGGGUGGAAGACUGGGCCGAGAUCUUCACUCAGCUAGGUCUUUACAUGGCUACAGUACUAUCUGGACUCGCUAUCCACGGAAUCAUCAUCCUACCUCUUCUUUACUUUGCCGUCGUCAGGAAAAACCCGUAUAAGUUCCUCAGUGGGGUCACCCAAGCUCUCUUUACAGCACUAGGGACAUCGUCAAGUUCGGCAACCCUACCAGUAACAACCCGAUGCUUAGAGGAAGGCCUCGGGGUAGAUCCCCGUGUUGUUAGGUUUGUUCUUCCGGUCGGUGCGACGAUCAACAUGGACGGCACAGCUCUUUACGAAGCAGUAGCAGCCAUCUUUAUUGCCCAAGUAAACAACAUUUCACUAAGUUUUGCUGAUCUCGUAACAAUAAGUUUAACUGCGACUUUCGCGAGCAUCGGAGCAGCAGGUAUUCCCCAAGCCGGACUCGUCACCCUCGUCAUCGUCCUAACCGCAGUCGGCCUACCGACAGACGACGUUGCACUCAUCCUUGCUGUCGAUUUCAUCCUUGAUCGAUUCCGAACGAUGGUCAACGUCGAGGGCGACUCAUACGGUGCCGGGAUCGUCGCGAAGCUAUCGAAGAAAGACCUCAAGAAAACAGACGAGAUGGACGCUCUUGAAAAUGCCGAAGUCACAUUCAACGGAAAGACAAAUAAGGACAGAAAAGACAGCGAUGUGCAUGCCUACACAAACGGUACCUAUUCGCAUCACGACGAAAGUAAUACAGCUCUUUAAUUCAGACUUUAUUCAUUCCAAGAUAACUGCUAUCCUUCUCUACUGUUGUUGCUGAUCAACAUUAUCAGAGAAGGCCACGCACAAUUUAUUGGACACAUCGCUAGAUGAUCAUUAUAUUUUUGUGUAUCGAUAAAGACACUUGAUUUGCUUAUAAUCAUAUGUUAUAUUGAAAUAAUGUAUGAAUAUUAUAAAACAUAAAUUUUGGUUCUUGAGUGUGCACAGCAGUUUCAUGUUCUCCGUCAAAGAAAUGAGAAUUAUUAUAUAUUUUUUAUUGAAAACAUGAAUAGAGUCUAUGAUUGUUCAAACAUUGCAAUGCAAACACAAUGCAGACAUAGUCUAUGUUGCAUCAGCUAGAUAUUUUGCUAGUAUUUUCCAAACAAUGUACAGUGGAUAGCUGCCAGCCAAAAAAUGUAAUCAAUGUAAAAACAAUAUUUCAUGAGGCUGAAUAUCCAUCAUUAGCCUCUUAAAAAAAAAUCAUUGAAUAAAAUCAAUACCUUCGAUAUGUCCACUGCAAAUUUGAAUUAGCAAAUAACAUAAAUAUACACUAAAAGUUUGAUAUUUUGGUUAGUCACUUAACCACAAAGGCAUCAAUUUUCACCUUUUGUAGCCAACCUGCAUAAAAAGAUUAAAUUUGAUUUUUAUUCGGGGGAUGGCAAUCAAAAUGUGCGCUAAAUCUAUGAAUGAGGUCUGUCUUGUAUAUGUAAUUCAGCCCGACAGCCGGAGGAAAUCAAUUAACAAUAUAUAUUUUUCCAAAAGUGAGUUCUAAUUUCUUCCAUAUUUUCGAUGCAUAGCAGUAUUGAUGAAUAGAAUUAUUGAUCAAAUGCCGAUUUGAAAUUUUCAAUAAAUCAACCAAUCAAUCGAUUAAUCAAUCGAUCCAUCGACCAAUCGAGCAGUAUAUCAAUCUAAAUCUAAAUAUAUCAAUCGAACAAUUCACAUUACAAAAAGUUUCUAAACGAGAUAACAUCAUUUGCCUGGAAACGAUAUUAUGUAUUUCAUUUCAUUUAAAAUGUUUUCAACUAUAUGAUAUCGAUGUAAUUUUUACAUGGCACGGACCAGUAUUGACCAGCUGAAAUUAUGCUUUCUGUCGAAAAGUUUAUUGUCUCCAAUUAUUAUAAAGCACGAAAUUGUGACUUUAUAAAACACUGUGCGUCGCAUCAACAAACAUCGAAGUCACCAUAUUUACUUAAGCUUUGGGUCUACUGUCCUAUCUUGAAACUGGGGCUACUUUACGAGAUAAGAUGACAUCGACAAUAAAUUGACAGUAUUAAAUUCUGUCCAAGGUUCACCAUUGUAAUCAUGUUAAAUUUACUUCUUUACAAUGGGUGAGUAAUAAUAGACAGUAUAAUAUUAUCACACAGUAAACGUGUCAUGGGAUCUUAAUGGCUCCCCUUGUACAUUUUGAUUGCACUGCAAAAAAAAAAAAAAAAAAACUGUAUUUGCAGUAUGAUAUUUUUUCCACUGCAAAGUGAGAAAUAUUUAUUUUAUAUAAUUACAGAUAUAAUCUGUACAAAAGAUACAUUGUACAAAAGAUACAUUGUGAUUAUUGCGGUAUUCUACUUUCGAGUUAUUAAUAUUAUUAUUAUUCGUUUUAAUACAGUACUUGAGGUUUUAUUUGGGAAAUAAAAUGUUGAAGGAGGGAUCCGUAGAAGUGGUGACGCGAAAUUAUAUUAAACUCAUUUAUAUUCCAAAUUAUUGAAGGAGUAAAAAUACUUAUUUAAUUUACCCCCAAAGGUGACAAAUUUAACCUACAUUAAAUCUCAUUUAAAAUCCUUCCAUAAACACUUCAUAUGCUCAUUGAUUUGUCCGUGUAGUUCUUUCAAUUAUUAUUGCGGGUAAAGGUACAAAGUAAAAAUGUCUGAAAGGGAUGAAUUUUAAAACAUAAAACUACUUCAAAUCACUCUGUCUUACAAUAUUUUUGUAGUUAGGAUAAAUGGCAACAAAUGUGACAAUGUGCCGGUUAUCUAACAUUUUUUGGUGGAUUUUUUUUAAUAGAUACAAUAUCAUGAUCACCUGACCCUGCUACUCGACUUGCCUUUUAAUUGUUAGUCUCUUAUCAAGCAUUUAUGUCCGAUUUUCAUUGUGCCCAUGUUGGCAUAUUACAGACCCUUAUUGAAACUCGAUUGCUUUUCAAACUUGAGUUAAAGGGGAGUGAACUGUUUGUCAUCUCUCAUUGACUGUGUGUUAUAAAAACAUAUUCUUAAAAUAUACGUUUUCAGAUAUCCAUAAGACCAAUAAUAAAUUGUAUUUGUAUAGAAAAACUAAAAUGUUUUGAUAGGAAAAGCAAUUGUUUUGCUACUUGGUAACGUAAUUAUUGCGGUAUAAAUAUAUUGAGUAGUUAAUUAGCAUGUUAUCAUUCAAGUGGGUCUAUAUCACUAGACUACACUAGCAUAAUGGGUCAGGAAACUAGCCAAGUAUGAGUAGUUGAGGACUCGAGAUGGCGCUAUUUAAACUGUUUGUCAGCAGAUGUAUAGUGAGUAGUGCGAAAAAUAAAAAUCAGUUAGCAUACACCUCAGUUGAUACCUGUUGCAAUGACCCUCGACGUGCUGUUGGGGGUCCUUCUUAUUUUCUUAGGAUUAUUUUCUCUUUUUUUUCCAUCCCCCAAAUAAAUAUAUUUCUGUCAAAGAAACUGCAAUAUCAACUCGGUUCGCAGAAACAUUCUUAUAUUUUGUUUAAAGUCGUAAAGGCUUGAUUUUUUUGUGUGAAUGCAUCCAUAUAUUUCCUGUAAAUAUUGUAUAGUAUCAUUCUCUUGUACAUAGUAAUAUAUAUAUCAUGACCCACUGCAUGUAUCCAAAUUCUAUAUAUUUUCUUUUCAUUCAAGCCCGGUUGAUACCAUAAAAGGGAUGAAUAGAAAUCUAAUUUACCAGCGCAAUGCUGGCUCUUCUUUUCUAAUCGCUAAAUAUGUAAUGACAGAGUUAUUACAUAUUUUUUUUGUGUGAAACGAAACCCCUGUUUUGCAAUAUGCCCUUCUAUCUCUAUAUCAUCCUAUCCUUUUAGGACCAAAAUUUUUGUUUCCUAUAUAUGUUGCGUCGUGUCUGCCUUCGAGUAUUGUUCUUAUGCAGCUAAAAUAUCAUUAAAAGUGUGUAGAGGUCUUGUAUCUGUAAGAAAGUGACCAAAAUAUUUCUUUGCCUUAGCUAUACAGUUUUGUCUCGUCGCACUCGUUUUGAUAAGCGUUCUUUGGGCCUUUUCACACGUGAAUCUUGAAUCAUCAUUGUAAUGAUGAUUGCAAUUCGUCUUUAGAAUCAUCGGACCUUUCACACGCUCAUUCGAAAACUGUGAUUUGAGUGAAACUUAACUGGAAUUCACCUUCGGAGUUAGAUUUGAAUUCGUGGUAUAACGUUCGUGAAUCUAAUCAUGUUCCGGUUUGGUUUCACACGUGCUAAAAAAAAAUCGUCAUUAGCCUUAAUUUUCAUCAUUCAAAUUACGAAUUUGUUUUACCGUGUGAAAGAGCGGUUUAUCUUGUUGGUGAUUCAGUUCCUUUCCCGAAGUUGCUAUUAUUUUCAGAGCUUUCGGUAUGAACACUCUGUAGUUGUAGUUAACAAGAGUUUAUUUCUGUUCAACUUUAAGAAGUUUGACUUUAUUUGAAGCUCCGAGUUCGCACAAAAUGCAUGUCUUCUUGUACAAGGAGUCAAUUUAUUUCUGCAUCUAUCUGGAGCUGUAUAUUUUUGGUAUUAUGUGAAUUGUAAAAAUGUAUAAAAUAAAGUAAAUAAAUAAUCGAUUGAAAACAAGUUCCAUAUGGUAUACAUUUGAGUCCAGUUUUACUUCCCAUGAA
Lytechinus pictus (painted urchin) is the source of this 5858-nucleotide messenger RNA. Its product is annotated as excitatory amino acid transporter 2-like. The record is from RefSeq and is a predicted model, not a curated record. Gene Ontology annotation, biological process: L-glutamate transmembrane transport. The transcript has 6 exons. NCBI's taxonomy places the organism in Eukaryota, Metazoa, Echinodermata, Echinoidea, Temnopleuroida, Toxopneustidae. Gene Ontology annotation, cellular component: plasma membrane. The coding region runs from base 32 to 2089 and encodes 685 amino acids. Gene Ontology annotation, molecular function: glutamate:sodium symporter activity; neutral L-amino acid transmembrane transporter activity; L-glutamate transmembrane transporter activity.